Aaosphaeria arxii CBS 175.79 is the source of this 528-nucleotide messenger RNA. RefSeq lists its product as uncharacterized. The record is from RefSeq and is a predicted model, not a curated record. The transcript is spliced from 2 exons. The coding region runs from base 1 to 528 and encodes 175 amino acids. Lineage: Eukaryota; Fungi; Ascomycota; Dothideomycetes; Pleosporales.
AUGAAGCUAGGCGAAGGAGUCGAAGUCGACACUGUCUGUGAUCAAUAUGCAGAAGUGAUCUUAUCAAAACCAACUUGUCCUGCCGUAUUCGUCGAGAAUAUAAUUUUCAUACUCCCAGAAUACAGGUUCCCUCCUCCAGCAACGGCUUUUAAUGCCACAUCUGCUGGCCCAGGUCGUGUCGAUUUCAUCGAUGAAACGGGCGCCACCCUCUCCGAAUACGGAUCUCCUCCUCUAGCAAUACUUCUUAACGACACACCUCGUGGUUUAGGUCGUGUCGAAUUCGUUGAUGAAAGAGAAUCCGUCCUCUCGAAAUAUUGCUUCGAAAGCCAUGACAAUCCCAACUCCGUGGACUCGGCAAUCUCCCGAGCAGAUAAAAGCGCGUCGAUUGCCUCACCAUUAGACAUCAGGACCCGAAAAGCAACAGAUUUUCCUAGGCCUACUGAUCCACACUCGACCACCCCGCCAUUUAUCACAUUCGAGGAUCAAAACUCAAAGUUUCCGGGAGCUGUACGAAGGGCAAGCUCUUGA